AUGACAUGUGUGACCUCGGUUAGAUACUCUGUAAAUUUCAAUGGAGCUAUCUUGGAUUCGUUUGCACCAUCGCGUGGUCUUCGGCAAAGUGAUCCAGUAUCCCCUUAUUUGUUCCUAUUUGUUGCUGAUGGCCUCUCUGCACUUAUCAAUCAGAGCAUUGAGGAUGAAAGGCGCGACGUGAAUCUCCCGAACUCCCAACCGGUGCAUACUAAAAAAACCCGUCCCCCAUCUCCCACGCGCCGCCUGAUCUCCACCUCCAGUUGCCACUCGCCGCCGCGACCCCCGCCCUCCUGCAGCACCGCGGCCCCCGCUGCCCUACGCUGCGGCCACACCAGGAACCAGGGCCGUCGCCGCCCCCCACCAGCAUCCCGCGCCGCCGCCAGCCACCAACAACUCGCGCCGCCGCCCUCCCCAUGCUACUGCCGAACUCACCGCUCCACGCCCCAACCGCCGCCCCUAUCGUCCGUCCGACCGCGACCACCUGCACACCGCUGCCCCGACCACCUGCGCGUCGCUGCCCGCCGCCGGCCUGGAUCCUUGCGCACCGCCGGCCCCGACCACCUGGGCGCUGCCGCGGCGCCGCUCAUCUCCCUGUACACCGUCGGCCUUGACCAGUUGCGCGCCGCCGCAACACCAAGAUCCAAGUUGGAGGUCCACUACAUGUCCAUCUCCCGUGCUCCUCCCCCCGAGCCUCUUCCCGAAUCACCAGACGUCGCAUGAAGUUCUACAACAACCAUACGCCAAGUCCUACUACGACUAUGCACUUUUCUUCGAGGUGGUUUGUGUUCCUUGCUGCUGCUGGAUACUGGACGUGUGUGCUUGUGGGCUUGCUGGACGUGUGUUGGCUAGCUUGAGGCUCUAGAGAGCAGAACAAAGUUGACCUUCCAUGCCAAGAAUUCAAAUAUGUUCUACUAUUUGUCAUUCAUCUACAUUAGUUCAUAGUCCUACAUGUAUGGUUUUCGUUUGCUGAAUCUACACAAGCCAUGCUGAGUAUUCUUGCUACAAUAUUGCUAAUUC
Molecule: messenger RNA, 1017 nt
Organism: Triticum dicoccoides
Lineage: Eukaryota; Viridiplantae; Streptophyta; Magnoliopsida; Poales; Poaceae
Product: formin-like protein 6
Exons: 3
Coding region: 1-720 (239 amino acids)
Source: RefSeq, a predicted model, not a curated record